Molecule: messenger RNA, 387 nt
Organism: Arachis ipaensis
Lineage: Eukaryota; Viridiplantae; Streptophyta; Magnoliopsida; Fabales; Fabaceae
Source: RefSeq, a predicted model, not a curated record
AUGAGCAACAAAUCAGAGACACAAAACCCUCAUAUAAUUGAUAGUGAUCAGGAGGAUGACUUGAUCGUUUUAGCUUAUGAAGAUGUUUCUGAAGGAAUUCAAGCUUGUACACGGAGCCUGUCUGGAAGAAUGUUCUCAGAUCGGAUCUUUUCCGUAGGUACCAUGGAAGGAGCUCUCUAUGCAACAUGGAAUAAACCAGAAGGAUUCAGAGUAGUCGAAAAAUCCAGGAACCAGUUUCAAUUUUUCUUUGAGAAUGACUCUGAUGUGACUCGAAUUGAGAGAGGUUCACCUUGGUUAUUCAAGAAUUUUGUCAUUCAUGUUCGCAAAUGGAAGCAGUCAAUAAACAUGGAGGAUAAUCACAUCUCUUCUUUUCCUGUAUGGGCAUAA